This is a messenger RNA of Meloidogyne enterolobii, 687 nucleotides long. Lineage: Eukaryota; Metazoa; Nematoda; Chromadorea; Rhabditida; Meloidogynidae. The record is from the annotation of a GenBank genome assembly.
UUAACUUCACAUUUUCUCACUCAAAUCCUUUAUUUUGUGUCUUUUAACCUCUGUUGGAUAAAUAAAAAUUCUGUGCUUAAAAAUAUUUUCUUUCCCCCAAGUUUCCAAAAUUCUCACACACAUAAAAUCUUUCAAAAAAAAUUUUUUUUUUAUUCAUUCAAGUGCCCCCAUUUUUAUUUAUUUAUUAUUUACACGCGCAAACAACAAGAUACUUGGGUAUUAAAACUAAAAAGAUUAGCUUAAACAAAAACAAAACUGUUGAGAGGGGAGAGUCUUGGAAAAAUCCUGUAGAGAAAGUUGAUAAUUUAGGCGAUUUAGAAGGGAUACUAGUAUUUAUGAGAGACUCUUAAUCCAUCCAAAUCCAUUUAAUCUCUGUCUCUUAUCAUAUCACACUCAUAUAUUAUCUUAUUAAUACCGCAAAUCACUAAUAUCCCCAGCCUCUCCGAAAAAUUUGGCUUCAUGUUCAAAUUUUUAACUGACCCGACCCGAAACCCGACCCGAGACCCGAAACCCGGAUUUUUUUUCGACCCGAAACCCGAAACCCGAUCCGAAGAAAAUUUUGAAAACCCGACCCGAAACCCGACCCGACUUUUUUCUCAACCCGAGACAUCCCUGAUACUAAUCCUAGAAAGGUGGCCAUAUCAAAAAAGAGAGUCUUACUAUUCGAAGGAACGCUCUAGCAUUUAG